GAUGAUAUCCAAGUCCAGUAUCACCCCAACAGCGGGUGCCCUACACAAGUCUACCACUUCGAGGAUUAUAGAUGUGGCCCUGGUGCUCCAGCAGCACCUCCGAAAGUUGAUCCUGAGCCCUGGUGUCCAUUUCGCACUCAUAUUGACUUUGAAGUGGCCGAACUUGCUCAUGAGGCUGCGCUAACUCAUGAGCAGACAGACCGGUUCAUCAGACUUAUUCAUCGCAGUAGAUGCGAGUUGUUUACGCUUCAGAAUUGUAAAGACAUGAAGAGGUCAUUGUGCCCUUCCAAGGUGUUGAUCAGACCUUUCCGUUUUUUUCAUCACUCGCUAUGGGACUGGGCUGUGGACUUGCUUCAGGAUCCUGAAGUUGGUGCACAUUUUGUUUUCAAUGCCCAACAGCUUUCAAAGUUCAAUGGCAAGAAAUUUGUUUGGUAUAUUCACGAGCCUUGGACUGCUAAUGCCUUCUGGGAGCAUUCCCUCAAGGCUGGUUAG
Messenger RNA from Suillus subalutaceus, 492 nucleotides. RefSeq lists its product as uncharacterized. The annotation marks the transcript as partial. The transcript has 2 exons. The record is from RefSeq and is a predicted model, not a curated record. Lineage: Eukaryota; Fungi; Basidiomycota; Agaricomycetes; Boletales; Suillaceae.